This is a messenger RNA of Pipistrellus kuhlii (Kuhl's pipistrelle), 309 nucleotides long. RefSeq names its product keratin-associated protein 6-2-like. Bases 1 to 309 code for a protein of 102 amino acids. The transcript has a single exon. The record is from RefSeq and is a predicted model, not a curated record. Lineage: Eukaryota; Metazoa; Chordata; Mammalia; Chiroptera; Vespertilionidae.
AUGUGCUGCAACUGCUACGGCAGCUCCUACGGGGGCUGUGGCUACGGCUCUGGCUACGGCUGUGGCUAUGGCUGUGGAUAUGGCUCUGGCUAUGGCUGUGGAUAUGGAUCCAGAUACGGUUGUGGAUAUGGCUGUGGAUAUGGCUCUGGCUAUGGCUCUGGCUAUGGCUGUGGGUGUGGAUAUGGAUCCAGAUAUGGCUGUGGUUAUGGUUCUGGCUAUGGCUCUGGCUAUGGCUGUGGCUAUGGCUGUGGUUAUGGCUCUGGCUACGGCUCUGGCUGCUGCUACCGACGAUGCUACUCUUGCUGCUAG